Molecule: messenger RNA, 2245 nt
Organism: Poecilia latipinna (sailfin molly)
Lineage: Eukaryota; Metazoa; Chordata; Actinopteri; Cyprinodontiformes; Poeciliidae
Gene: pisd
Product: phosphatidylserine decarboxylase
Exons: 8
Coding region: 869-1969 (366 amino acids)
Biological process (GO): phosphatidylethanolamine biosynthetic process
Cellular component (GO): mitochondrion
Molecular function (GO): phosphatidylserine decarboxylase activity
Source: RefSeq, a predicted model, not a curated record
AGAGUGGGUGGAGCUUAUGCCUCCUAAAUGUAAAGAGGGAGUGGCCUAAUGAUGAGGGAGGUAAAUCCCCCACAGAAGGUCUCAACCGUUUUUGAUGUCACUUCUGCUUUUCGUUUUGUCUUGUCAGUUGUAUUGGUUCUGACCCGGUUCUGAACCUGGGUCAGUUUUAUGCUGUGACCUGACCCACUGAGACACAGGUUACCAUGGCAACAUUAAAGCCACAGCAGCAGAAGCAUGUGUUUGUAAACACUUGAUUCAGACACUGGAGCUGUUACCAUGGUAACCCCACCAUCACUUCCUGCUCCAGGAGCGGAUCCCGAUCAUGGUUCUGACUCGGUAGAUGAACCUGCAGGUUUGCCUGCUCAGAACCGACCAAUCAGCAGCUGGCUAUCUUUCUGAGCACGUGCAGAACCGCUUAUGUAACAGGGCAGGGUUAACCAAUCCCGUGGAGCCAAGUUAGUGACAUCACCCAGGUGAAUGACCUCACUCUGAUCGGUUCUCUGGGUGAAAGGUGAAGGUGAUGUCACACAGUCCUGCCACCUCUCCUUACAGCCACCCUGCCUCCUGAUUGGUCAGACAGCCUGCUGUGAUUGGUCAAUCAGUAACCAGGCAUUACAGCAGCAGGCUGUGAUUGGUCAGCUCUCACCUGAUCGUUAAUCAGCGUAUUGAUCAGCAGAGUGAUGACUCAGCAGUUUCAGGGACCAUUCGUGGCCAUCGAUCCGGAUUUUUCCAUCAGGCCGCGGACUCUGAUCCUUGUGCUAUUAAUAACUGCGGCGUGGCAGAGUGGGCGGAGCCUAGGCACCAUAACCUCAGCCGCCUCCUCCUCCUCCUCUUCCUCUGCUGCCACUGCGGCUCAGCCUCACUCGCCAUGUGCCGUCGGCCCGCUCAGCUCCCGGCGCCGGCCCGACCUGCGCGCUCAUGGCUCCGGGUGCCUCGUUUGGCUCUGCGUCACCGUCUGAGCGCGCUCAGUAGUGGUGUCUGUCGCCCCGCCCCCUGGCACCACCGGCCAAUUGCUUUCCUCGGCUUCCUCCUGUCUGUCAAUGCCCUGCGGCCGCUGGCCAAUCGGGUGGCGCUUUACCGGACCUUCCCGACCCGCCUCGUGUCCCGGGCCUGGGGCCGGCUCAACGGACUAGACCUACCCACCUGGCUCCGCAAACCUAUCUACUCCCUCUACAUCUGGACGUUUGGGGUCAACAUGCAGGAGGCAGCAGUGGAGGACCUGCAUCACUAUAAGAACCUGGGCGAGUUCUUCCGCCGCCGCCUCAAACCGGCAGUCCGACCCGUCUGCGCCGCUUCCUGCCUGACAUCGCCGGCUGACGGCAGGAUCCUCCACUUUGGACGGGUCCAGAACUCGCAAGUGGAGCAGGUGAAGGGCGUGACCUACAGCCUGGAGAACUUCCUGGGACCACCCAGCAGGCCAAGCCCAGACCCGGCGUCCUUCCAGGACCGGCUGCUGUCAUCUCCGGACCGCGCCCUGUUCCACGUGGUCGUCUACCUGGCGCCAGGCGACUACCACUGCUUUCACUCGCCGGCCGACUGGAGGGUGGAGCUGCGCCGCCACUUCCCAGGCUCGCUGAUGUCGGUGAACCCGGGCGUGGCCCGUUGGGUCAAGGAGCUGUUCUGCCUCAACGAGCGCGUGGUGCUGAGCGGCCAAUGGCAGCACGGCUUCUUCUCCCUCACGGCAGUGGGCGCCACCAACGUGGGCUCCAUCAGGGUCUACUUUGACCAGGAGCUGCGGACCAACGCUCCUCGCUACAGCAAAGGUUCGUUCCAGGACCGCAGCUACGUUGCCCCGGGCGACCAGGUGAAGACUGGUGAAGGGGGCGUGGCCUUGCGUAAAGGCGAGCCUGUGGGCGAGUUCAACCUGGGCUCCACCAUCGUCCUACUGUUCGAGGCGCCGGCAGACUUCACCUUUGACCUGCAGCCAGGACAGCGAAUCAGGAUGGGGGAAGCCCUCGGCACCCUCUGAUUGGCCGACAGCUAGAGGCCGCAGCGCAUUGUUAUUGGCUGGAGACUCUGAGAACAGAGCUUUGUGCAGGACGGACAAAAAGACACGGACUCAAACUCCCAGAGUGCUUUGUACCAAAGCUCUGUCUGCUCCACACUGCCGGCUGUGGCCAAAGGUUGAACUUCUGAUUGGUAGAAAGCACUGUGACAUCAUCAGUGAGGUCCUGAUUGGCUGAGAGCCGUAAACUGUCUUUAUUUUUGUAAAUUAUGUGUAAAGAAUAAAUUUCUACUUUGAGCA